Trypanosoma conorhini is the source of this 888-nucleotide messenger RNA. Its product is annotated as nitroreductase. Lineage: Eukaryota; Euglenozoa; Kinetoplastea; Trypanosomatida; Trypanosomatidae. The transcript has a single exon. Gene Ontology annotation, molecular function: oxidoreductase activity. The coding region runs from base 1 to 888 and encodes 295 amino acids. The record is from RefSeq and is a predicted model, not a curated record.
AUGCGGCGAACCGGUGGGCGGAGGGGACUGUGGGACUCUGUGAAGGCGUACUGGCGCUGGAAGCAGUCAAACGUCACGGCGGCCGCGUCGGCGGCUGCAGAUAAAGCCGCUCAAGACGGCGGGAACGGGGGCGCGUCGAGGCCGCGCUUACUUUCCCCCGUGCAGCCCUCCUCAUCGCCGCUGCAGGCGGUGACGGGCGUCGUGCACGACCGUCGCUCCUGCAAGCGCUUUGACCCGACGCGGCCGGUGGACCUCGAGGUGCUGGAGGACCUUCUCGCCAUGACGACGCGGGCUCCCACGGCGCUGAACCUGCAGCCGUGGGUGGCCGUCGUGGUGCACGAGGCGGAGCAGCGGGCGGCGCUGGCAGACGCGGCGCUCGGCCAACCGCAACCCCGCGACGCCCCGGUGACGGUUGUGUUUGCGGGCGACAUGGAGCCGGAGCGCAACGCCCCGGCGGCGCUGGAGCUGGGGCUUGAGAGCGGCUACUACCACCCAAUGUACGGCGCGGGCUACCUGCGGAGCGCGUACUACCUGCUCCACGGCGGUCCAAUGGAGUCCAUGUCGCACGCCAAGUCACUCGUGUCGACGUGGUAUAGCGAAACCACGGGCCAGGCGAUGCUGUCGGUCCCGACAAACAAGCAGGCGUACGCGUGGAAGCAGGCGAUGAUACCGGCGACGACGUUUCUCUACCUUGCCACAGCGGCGGGGUUUGACACGGCCAUUCUUGAGGGCUUUGACGAGGCGCAAGUGAGGCGGGUUGCCGGGUUGCCGGCGCGCUUCACUGUGCCGGUGAUUAUAAGCGUUGGACACGGCGCGGAGCACGGGUUUCACUCCGUGCGCAGCCCACGCUUCCACACGCGGCACUUGAUCCGCUGGGGGAAGUUUUGA